Homalodisca vitripennis (glassy-winged sharpshooter) is the source of this 987-nucleotide messenger RNA. RefSeq names its product glycine-rich cell wall structural protein 1.8-like. NCBI's taxonomy places the organism in Eukaryota, Metazoa, Arthropoda, Insecta, Hemiptera, Cicadellidae. The transcript has 2 exons. The record is from RefSeq and is a predicted model, not a curated record. The coding region runs from base 129 to 899 and encodes 256 amino acids.
CAGUGCACAUAACUAUUUAAUUAUUUUGUUCUGGUAAUACUGAUGAAUUAUUAGAACACAUAAUAAUUAAUAGUUCUACUUCAGCAAAGAUAAAUGUGAAAUCGUGUGAUAUAUUUUAAGAUUAUGCAAUGAGAACAAUUACUGAAAAUACUGCAAACUCCACUGAAUCAUCUUCAGAUGUUCAAAGAGAGGCCAUAAUAGCUUUGCUGAUAGGGCUGACCUGCGGCCAACCUCACCAAGAGCGUUCUAGGCGUAACUACGACCACGAGUUUGGACACGCUCAUGGCAGCAGCGCGCGGGGGCCUCAUGUGGGCCAUGGUGCAUAUGAAAACACCGUCAGUGACGUCCGUGCUAUAGAUACAGGCUAUGGAUCUGCAGUUCAUCAUGGAGGUGGUUACGGUUCAGGCUACGAGUCAGGAGUCCAUCAUGGAGGCCUAGGCAGUGGACUAGGCGGUGGUUUAGGUACCGGUCUGGGCGUAGGCAGUGGACUGGUUACAGGAGUAGGUUGCGGUGUAGGUACCGGUACCGGAUUGGAGAGAGGAGUUGGUGUAGGCAGUGGUCUGGUUCAUGGAGUCGGAAGCGGAGUGGGAACCCAUGGGGUCGGAAGCAGCGGAUUGGUACAUGGAGUCGGAGGACGCGGACUAGGGGGAGGAUUAGGUUCAGUGAGCCGUGGACACGGUGCUGGAUAUGGCUCCAGUGGUGCUGAACGUGGAGUCUACGAGCACACUGUCACCCAUGUCCGUUCUGACCAUGGUGGAGGCUAUGGAUCUGAAGCUCUCCAUAGAGGUAGUGGAAAUGUGCAAGGCGUACGACAUGGAGGCGGAGUGGGAACUGUGGGUCUAGGUCAUGGACACCAUCAUGGUCAUCAUCACGGCGGGUACCAAACUCACGGAUAUUAAACAAAACCAACAUUGUAUUUGAAUGUAAAUAAUGUAACUAAGCAUGUAUGUUAAAUUUCGUUAAAUAAAUUUAAUUAAGAGUGGUGUA